Molecule: messenger RNA, 753 nt
Organism: Striga asiatica
Lineage: Eukaryota; Viridiplantae; Streptophyta; Magnoliopsida; Lamiales; Orobanchaceae
Source: the annotation of a GenBank genome assembly
AUGGAGCGGGUGUGCGGGUUCACCUUCGAAGGUACCCGUAACAAAGCCCCGGAUUUCGACGCUAAGGCGUGUUGGGCAGAGCUUUCCCCGCAUACCAAAUGGGAUUCCGGCGGGAUGUCGAAUGGGCUCAUCCAGGAUUUAGCUACGGCCGUGGUCCACCGGUUCAUCGGCUACAACAUCACCGGGAAGAAGGAGGCGAACAAGAUAAGCGAGACCGAGCUUUUCCUCCUCUGGGCGAUGCGGGCGGGCGUGCGAGUAUGCUCCAUGACCUUCUUCCAGAACUCUCUUCAGGAAGUGGCACUCAGCCGACGUGGCGUUCCGGCAUUGGGGCACUUUGUCACCGCACUCGCCCGCCAUUUCGGAGUCGACCCAGAGCCGUACAACCUUCACGACAUCAUCUAUCACGAGGACAAGUCUACGAUGCGAUGCAUCAACUUCGCCGAGCUCAAAAAUGCCGACCUCAUCAAGACCCGGACCACAGCCCAGCCAUAUAUGAGUCGUCAGGCCUUCACGUCUUACUUUCAGCGGCUUGGGCAGAGUGUCCCUACUACUGAUCGACCCGGAUCGUCCCGCCAGCCGACUGACACAGACGAGCAUGAGAGGAUGCUCAUGGAUUACAUAAACACUUCCCAUCCAAAUUUCAUUGGUGGUAGUAAAGCUGUAGAGAUGGUAUUGCAAGUGGUCAAGCCAUCCAAGAUAAUAGUAACCAAUGAAAAACAAAAGGUUACUGCAGUUUGGUUUAGUGGUGGUUAA